Anastrepha obliqua is the source of this 1667-nucleotide messenger RNA. Its product is annotated as beta-1,3-glucosyltransferase. Gene Ontology annotation, molecular function: acetylglucosaminyltransferase activity. The record is from RefSeq and is a predicted model, not a curated record. Lineage: Eukaryota; Metazoa; Arthropoda; Insecta; Diptera; Tephritidae. The transcript has 8 exons. Gene Ontology annotation, cellular component: membrane. Bases 81 to 1637 code for a protein of 518 amino acids.
GAAAAUGAAUUAUAUCUUAUAAUUUAUACCAUAACAAUAUAGUAUAAAGGGAAAGGAAUGAAUUAAGUACGAAAAUUACAAUGCAUCGAGCUUUUAUUGCCCUCCUGGUCGUAAUGCUGCUGAAGGCUACGAGAACUACAACCGAACCCACUGGGGUAUUGUUUCUCAUCUCCAGCCAAGACACAGCAUACCAUCGUCCAUUAGCAGCACGUCUACGCCAUGACAUUAUUAACCAAGCCGAAAGCCAAUUGGACAACACUAACUACAUUGUCACUGUUCAUAUAUUACAUGAAAUAUUCAAUUUUCCAAGCUAUUGGGCGAUAAAAAAUUCUAUGCCCUUAGUGCGCUCCAAACUGCUUGAAGAGCAUACCAAAUGGGUGGUGUGGUUGGAGGAGAGUACACAUGUCUCACUGCUGCUGCUUUUAGAACAGUUAGCCCUUGAGGAUGCGACACAGUAUAUUUAUUUGGGUCAUACACUCUAUGAACAUCAGGCUAACAUCAGACAUCAUUUUGCUUUUCACAAAGAUUCGGAAUGGUUUCCGUUUCCGUUUCAACGCGCGGGAAUUAUUUUUUCAAGAGCACUAAUAAUCAAGACAGCAGAUGAAAUGGAAGCAACAAAUAUUUAUAACUCUCCGUUUAUCAUAGAUAUGGAACACGAAUUAGCGAUUUACAUAUACAACCAAGUAAAAAAGAAUGCUUUUGAAAGUAAAUACAGUGGCAAAGAUCCCGUAGGUACCAAGGAACUCAACACCGUACGAAAAGUGCUAAUGCGAAAAGCGCAUUAUAUUUGCCCGCUAUCGGGCGAAGAGACUAAAACUACGCUGGACGAGAAGUGUGCAAUGUACGCUAAGCCCAUGGACAAGAGCAGUUGUGUUACUCUACGACCACAAAACAUUUUCUUUGCGGUCAAAACCUGCAAACGUUUUCACAGCGAUCGAAUGCCUAUCAUAAAAGCAACUUGGGGACGUAUUGCCACCCAUAUUCGAUACUACAGCGAUGUAGCAGAUCCGAAAAUUCCAACAACUUACACAGGUAUACCCAACACAGAAAUUGGACAUUGUGAAAAAACCUUGAAAAUAUUGAAGUUAGCAUUGCAAGAAAUCGAUGAAUUAAAUAUGCAGUUGAAAAAUUUAGUGUCUGAGCGUGAUGAACGUAUAUACUGGCUGGUUUUAGCGGAUGAUGAUACGCUGAUAAGCAUUCCGAACCUUUGUGCGCUGCUUGGUUGUUUCAAUCAUACACAGGAGAUAUACCUUGGAGAACGAUACGGUUUUCAUCAAAGUAUUAAUAACGGCUUUAAUUACAUAACUAGUGGAGGUGGGGUUGCCAUGAGUUUGCCCGCUGUACAAAAAUUGAUAGCUUAUUGUCAUUGCAUUCAUCCUCAAGACGCCGAUGACAUGUUGUUGGGAAUCUGCUUCAACAGCCUGGAAGUGCCAAUUAUACACUCUCCGCAAUUUCAUCAGCUUCGUCCCCAGGACUAUUCGGGCGAGGUUUUGGCGCUUGAUCCACCAAUUUCAUUUCAUAAAUUCUACGAUACGGAUCCAUUUGCUGUGUAUGAGCAAUAUUUUGCCAAUUUUGAUAGGCAGAUGCUGCAAGAAAUAAAAAACAAAAGUUUUACAAAUCAAAUAGCUACUAACUGAUUAAAAAGUAUUAAUAAAAAUAAUCUUAUU